AUGUCCUCAUCUCUUUCAUCCUAUGUCUUUGACGACCAAAACAUGACUUGGAUUACUUGUGACCUGUGCUCCGGCUCUUUCCAGCGCGGAGGUGAAUCAUGCCAGGGCUGCUAUGGAACCAAACUUCGCAGAGUCUCCUAUAGCUAUCUCGCUAAUGGAACAUCGGCUCCUCAGGUUCAAGGGGGUGCUGCUCCCCCACCACCUCCUCCUUCAAAGGAUGGCAAGCCUGACCAUUCUCGCGGAAGCUCUGGUGGCUUCAGUGUUUAUGGCCGCCGCUCCUAA
Messenger RNA from Fusarium coffeatum, 282 nucleotides. RefSeq lists its product as uncharacterized. The transcript is spliced from 2 exons. The coding region runs from base 1 to 282 and encodes 93 amino acids. NCBI's taxonomy places the organism in Eukaryota, Fungi, Ascomycota, Sordariomycetes, Hypocreales, Nectriaceae. The record is from RefSeq and is a predicted model, not a curated record.